ACUCAGAGUUACUCUCGAACUCAAACAUAAUGCUGUUCUCUCGCGUUGUUUCUUACCUUGCGUUUUUCUUGACACUGGGAAUCCUCGCGACCGCCAAGCCGGUUGAGCUCGAGAAUCGUGCUAGCGUCUCAUUAGCUGAAGAGGUUGUUUCAGCGCUCAAGUCUAAGACCGACUCGAUCGUCCCGCAGAUUAAGAGUGCUGCGUCGAGCAAGCCGGUGUCCGCUUCUGCUAUCACUCCGCUCCUUAACGAACUUAUUACCGCCUUCAACGAAGCGCAUAGCUCCCUCGGCCAGGUUUCCCUUCUCAAAGAAAAGAAGCGCCAGAAUGCGAAUGAUGUUGCCAACACCUUUGCAGGCGUAGUCACGGACGUUGCUGGAGCAGUCAAGCUCAUCCCCGUCGGACUGCCCGGCCUCCCUGGUCUCAUCGUUUCUCUGGACGUCGCGCUUUCAGAACUCCUUGUCGGACUUGACGUGGCGGUAGUCGGCCUUGGUGUCCUCCUCGGCGGGUUGCUGACGGGAGUUGCUGGUCUCCUGGGCGGACUCGGGCUCGGUCUUACCCUCGGCCUGCUCGGCCUUUGAGGGAUUAUGAGAGGGGAACAUACUUAAGCAGUUGUCCAUUGUCUGCCAUUGUCUCUCCUUCAGUACAAGAUUUUCCGCACUUACAGGUGACACCUCGUAGACCGGAAAGUUCACAAUUUUUUAGUGUCUGUUGUAUCUUCUAGUGGUUCAAUCUAUGUACAGUGUUCUGACUUAUGUUGUGUUUCGG
Messenger RNA from Fomitiporia mediterranea MF3/22, 765 nucleotides. RefSeq lists its product as uncharacterized. NCBI's taxonomy places the organism in Eukaryota, Fungi, Basidiomycota, Agaricomycetes, Hymenochaetales, Hymenochaetaceae. The coding region runs from base 30 to 578 and encodes 182 amino acids. The transcript is spliced from 4 exons. The record is from RefSeq and is a predicted model, not a curated record.